This is a messenger RNA of Sapajus apella (tufted capuchin), 5863 nucleotides long. RefSeq names its product cyclin Y (gene CCNY). Bases 2423 to 3286 code for a protein of 287 amino acids. Gene Ontology annotation, cellular component: plasma membrane; cytoplasmic cyclin-dependent protein kinase holoenzyme complex. Gene Ontology annotation, molecular function: cyclin-dependent protein serine/threonine kinase activator activity; protein kinase binding. NCBI's taxonomy places the organism in Eukaryota, Metazoa, Chordata, Mammalia, Primates, Cebidae. The transcript is spliced from 10 exons. The record is from RefSeq and is a predicted model, not a curated record. Gene Ontology annotation, biological process: regulation of cyclin-dependent protein serine/threonine kinase activity; regulation of canonical Wnt signaling pathway.
UCCUGGGAGGUCCCACCAGCACUCCCUCUGCCUGCAGUUCUGCUUCAUGCUGCCUUUUGUGCGGCUUAGUAGAGAAAUUCUGUCCCUGGGGUAGUAGGUCUGGGGCCUUUCAGCUCUCUCUAAACCAAGUACAGAAGAGAGAGGGGCCCUUGUGUUUCCUACCUGUGUGGCAGCGCUGCUGCCCUUUCGGACAGUGACAGCCCCGUCCGAGCACAGUGGUGUAUUUUUCAUGAGGCUGGGCUGACCUGCUGGAUUAAGCCAAGUUCCAGGCUGGCCUUGAAGAUAGGUGCUUAUUUUAAAUUUGGGACCAAAGGUGGCCUUUGUUCUUUCACGCUUUUGUUAGGAUGCUGUUUUAUCUUAGUUUUGAGAAAGGUUUCAAGUUUUUCAAGAGGUUUCUUGAAAAAGUGGCUUCCAUUUUUAAAAAGUAAUUUUAAAACUGUGGGAACAGAUCUGUACCAACAUGUUAAUCUGGGGCUUUGUAUGGCUGGCUACUGGCAAGGAGGCAAAAUCCCCAGGCUUUAGAAUUGAUGGUGAAAAGAUUUUCUCUUUCAACAAGUACUGGACAUGUACAAAAUGCAGACCUUAUGAAGAUGGGAAUAACAGUGCUUGCUUAGCAGGGGAUAGAGAGUUUAUGUGAGAAGUAAGAUGUACAAUGAAAAGUCACGAAACAAGAAAUCUUUGUAAUGAUAGAAGGCGGAAGAGGCCAACGGAUUAACAUGUAUUGCGGACCUGUUGAGUUCUGGCCCCGUGCCGUGCUCUAUGUGCAUUGCUGAGUUCAGUAGGGUGGUAGAGGUAUGUCUGGGCACCCAUGAAGAGUGUCCUGGAGUGUUGUAGGUUGCUUGACCCACGUCCAUGGGCAGAAUUGGUGGGAGGGGCAGCACUCAAGCUGAGCCUGGGAGCCUCAUUAAUUUUGAUGAAAAGGAAAGGAUGUACUUUCUAGGCACAGAGAGGACCCUGAGAAAGGUUUUCCUCACGAGGCCACAUGGUGGCUGGGGCAUUUGAGCUUUACUCUCGAGGUAGGGAGGAAGGUUUCUUAGCAAGGCAGUGACGUGAUGAAGUUGGAGUUUCAAGGUGAUUUAUUGGGUAUGAGUGAGUAGGCUAUGUGGGAAGAAGGGAGGCUAAAAGCAGGGAAACCAGAAUUUCUGUCUGGAAACAGGGACACCUCCCAGUGUUGUUGGCUGUUGUUACCCUUGUGGAAAUUGCCAAUAGAAGGAUCAGGGCUGGAUCUCUUCAGUCCCAGGGUGGGCUAGAACCCCUGUUCCACCAUGCGCUAGCUGUGAGCUGUGAGCCUGGUGCCUGUCUUCCUUCUCUGUAAAAUGGAACAGUAAAAAAAUGUCUACCUCAUAAAAUGGUUUUGGGUAUAAAAUGAAAUAACAAAAUAAAGUGCUUGGUACAAAGUAACUGUGCUUAAUAAAUAUUAGUUAUUAAUAAUAUUGCUAGGUAAAGGUCAUUUCUUGUGAGAUAACAUGGGCCCACAUCUCAUGGACUGCCUAGUACCCCGAGGAUCUUCCUGGUGAUUUACAUCAUGGAGAUCUGUGCUGCUUGCUCUGUGGAAGUAGUCCAGGGUCAAACAAACAAAAAGCAGUAUGGACUGAUAAAUAUUCAGGCUGAAAUGGCCUUGCAGUGGACUGUGGACAACAUUUGUUACAAGUAUGUGACGUGCUGGUGACCAUGUCCGUCUUGGUUUCCACUCCCAUGUUGGCAUCAGCAGGACAAGAACAGAGCAGGACGGUGAGGCUUGAGGUCCCGCUGCGACCUCGGACCGUAUUUCCUCCUGCCAGAGGCAUCUGCCAAACUGUUAAGGGCGUGGACAUUGUUUAGUUUCAGAGAUGGAUUUGUCAUCACAUUUGCAAAGAUCCACACAGCGUAGGGAAGUUGUGGUCUCAGGAAAGAUGUAAACAACUGUUUUUCUAAUCCCUGAGAACCUGGAUUCUUGCUUUCAGAAGACACAGAAGAAAUUCCAAUCAGUUUUUUUAUGGGAAAGAGUCAUGAAAAUAUAAAAUAAGAUAAUACAUUCUUGGCUUAAUAUGUCCUUUUUGAGAAAACUACUCCAUUGAGGCUGUUCCCUAUUUAAAUUUAUCUUGCCUGAGAUUAUCAUAGGAUUUUUAUUAGUGUGCUGAGCCAACCACUUACCUGAGCCGAAGAUGCCUAUAAAUUUGCAAUUGAAAAAUUUCUGAGAUUAAGCCUACUAAUGUGCUGCUUAAUGUUUCUUAUUCUUCACAUUUUCUAAAUAUAUGUAUUUUUUAAAUUGAACUUCAUAAAUUUUAAUUUCUAAUCAAUAUUUUUAUUACAGGUGUUCAAAUAAUAAAGCGCAUUUGAAUGCAGACUCGAGCAACUCCAAAUUUUGCAAAUCACUUUUAAGAACAUUUACAAAGGUGACCUGUUUAUUCUCUGCAUCAGAAUUAAUUACCCAGAUUUGAACAUGGAAUUCAAUCCUUCAGAUCAUCCUCGGGCCAGCACAAUAUUCCUCAGUAAAUCUCAGACAGACGUGAGAGAAAAACGCAAGAGUCUCUUCAUUAACCAUCAUCCUCCAGGACAAAUAGCAAGGAAAUACAGCUCCUGCUCUACCAUUUUCCUAGAUGAUAGCACAGUCAGUCAACCAAACCUCAAGUAUACAAUUAAAUGUGUCGCUCUUGCAAUAUAUUAUCACAUCAAAAACAGGGAUCCAGAUGGAAGGAUGCUCUUAGAUAUUUUUGAUGAAAACCUUCACCCUCUUUCGAAAUCCGAAGUGCCACCAGACUAUGACAAACACAACCCAGAGCAGAAGCAGAUUUACCGGUUCGUUCGGACGCUGUUCAGUGCUGCUCAGCUGACAGCUGAAUGUGCCAUUGUCACCCUGGUGUACCUUGAAAGACUCUUAACAUACGCAGAGAUAGAUAUCUGUCCGGCCAACUGGAAGCGGAUUGUUCUGGGGGCAAUCCUGCUGGCCUCCAAGGUGUGGGAUGACCAGGCUGUAUGGAAUGUGGAUUACUGCCAGAUCCUGAAAGACAUCACGGUGGAGGACAUGAACGAGCUAGAGCGACAGUUUCUUGAAUUGCUGCAGUUCAACAUCAAUGUUCCUUCCAGUGUCUAUGCCAAGUAUUAUUUUGAUCUUCGUUCUCUGGCAGAAGCAAACAACCUGAGCUUUCCCUUGGAGCCCCUGAGCAGGGAGAGGGCUCACAAGCUUGAGGCCAUCUCGCGCCUCUGCGAGGACAAGUACAAGGACCUGAGAAGAUCCGCGAGGAAGCGCUCAGCCAGUGCGGACAACCUGACUCUGCCCCGGUGGUGCCCGGCCAUCAUCUCCUAACCGCGGAGGCCCGCCGGAGGCCGCACCAUCCCUUAGUUUCUCCUUUAGUUUGAGAAAAGACAGACUUGGGGUGGGUUUGGUUUUUUUUCUUUCCUUUUUUACCGCAUAGCUCCGUCGGCUGCCUGGAUGAGCGCCCGCGCAGCGAGGCUUGGAGGACGUGUCCGUGCCCUGGAGAUCCCCGCUCGCCUCCCCGCUGUCAGCAGCGGCGCUCCCCUCGUGGAGGAAGCGGACUGGAAUCCUGGAGGAGGGAAUGAAGGGAACGGGAAGGCGCGGAGAGGCAGGAAGAUGGUUAAGCGGCCCGGCCCUCUGGCGUCCCCGUGGGGGCGGUGGCUGCGGAGCCGGCUGCACCCGGGGCUGGGCCAGCGUGUCCUGUAAGACUUCUUGCAUUCCUGCUGCUGCUUUUUUGCGAUGGGGGAUUUUUGUUCACUUGUUUUUGCCCUGUUUUGGUUUUGGUCCCACAGAGCAGGGGAUGUAGUUUGUACCCACCAUGGCGCAGACUUCCAAAUAAAUAGUACUGGUCAUUUCUCUCCGCACUAUUUCUGCGCGCUGUCUUCUGAGCUUUCUUCCUCACCAGUGGGCUGUGCUCGUUCCAUUUCUGUACACCCUUAUUUUAUACCGUUUUUCUUCAACAAUGGCGAAAGUAACUUGACUGUAGUGCUGAACCAAAAGGACCCCUUUCCCUCCUUACUACUCACCCCAAGAACAUUCUAGAUCACAUGGGUGCUUGUGCCUUCCGAUUUUCUUGCAUUUGUUUUUUUCCUGGCCUGAAGUUGUCAUUACAAAAUCAGUCAGACUUUGUGGGCUGAAGGACGCUGUGCAGCGGAGGGUGUCCCCGGAGCCUUCUCCAGAGUGCUGGGCGUGGCCUGAAGCCGAGUGGGAGCCAUUUCUUUGUACCCCUGCCUGAUUCAUUCCUCUCCUUACGAGUCCAUUGUUGCAAGCAAUAUUCUUCUCAAUUUUUAUAUGUUUACUUUAAAUCGAAGUUAGUCUAUUUGUAUAAAAUUUUUUAAAAAUCUAAAAUAAAAAAAAAAAAAAAACAAGGAUGGGUUGGGUAUUCCAGUGGGAAGAUCAUUGAAGGAAAAAUGUUAACUAUUUACUGAGGUAUUUUUCACAGAAUGAUUGAAUAAAAAAACAACUUGCAUUUUCAUUGUGGGUGCUUAGAGAAGUUCUACAAAAUUCAAACUGUGAAGGUUUAUGCUUCAUUAAUUAUGACCGUACUUUUUCAUUUUCUGAUGAUCCCUGAUUUCCUUACGGGCUCAGUAAGAAUCUUUUAUGUCAAGUAAAAUAAAAGAGGUAAUGAUGGAAUAUGAAAUAGCGAAUUUGAUCUGAAGUCUGAGAGUGUGCGUCACUUUCAUAUACGAUGCUUUGGGUUUUUGCAUAUUUUCUUAGGUCUCAGUGACAGGUUUCUGAGUUGUUUCCCUUUUCAAGUCUCUGGGAGGCCAGUGGCAGCAGCAGGUCUGUGUUUCACCUUCUUCCCUUGUGAGCUUGGAAAACUUUGGCAUCUUAAUUAGUCUUGAAUCAUACACCUGAUCCCCAGACAUUGCCUGCUCUCCAUGAAACACGAUUUGGAAAUGGAAGGGACUCAGAAAGUCAAAAUCCCAAAAACACCAAGCCAAAAGCGUCAGGUGUUGGUGAAAUUUGUGUCAGGUACAAGCAUACCUGUUUGGGCCAGAAUUAUCACAGACUUUCUGACCCAAACUUUCAAAAGCAAGCCAACAGAAGGUAAAAUGUUAAUUAUCUUUCCAUUGUAAUUGUGAUGAUCUACUCUGUAUGGGUACCAAAAUCAGCUUCUCUCUUCAAGUCAGAGUUGAAUUUAGAACUUUAAAUAGAGGUCUAAAAAUGUAGAAAAUAUCGUUUUAUAUUCCCUAAUCUAUAUAGCUGAAAAAGGGAUGUAUUUUCUUAGCUGAAUAUGAAUACCUCUUAAAUUAGUUCCUCUCAAGUGAAGUAUCUUAUUUUACCGAUCCAUUUCAGGAAAGAGGUUCUGCUGCCUUAAUAGCAGAAAUUUUAUUUUUAUCCCUUUUAUUUGAAUGAGAGAUUUGAAAAUCAAAUUAUGUAAAUAUUUCAGUGCAUCUGCUAUUAUUUUGUGGAGUUUAUUAAACUACUUUAAAAAAUUGUAUAGUCUAUUUAUUGUAUGUAUGUACAUACAGUCUGAUACCUAAAAUUUAAAGUGGAUUCCAUAAAACCUGACUCAGUCUUGUUUAGACUACUGAAUACUGUUUUAGCCUCUGCCCUGGACUCUACCUCUGUAUAGGAAAAGUUUCCAUAUUCAUUAAUUAGUAUUGAUCUGUAUGAAUUGGUUAUGUUUCUUGCACUAGGGAUGUUUAAAACUCUGCUGUAAGUGUAGAUUUUAGUUUUACUGGCAGGAUGAAUCACUUGACACAUAGGUAGAUACUUGAGGUUCAUUUUCUUUUCUUUUUCUACAUGAUGAUGAAUAGUUAUGUUUUCUUCUCUGAUUUGUGCAAAGUUUGCCAAAAGAAAACACACAACCAGUACAGUACCUAUUGAUAAAUCAUAGUGACUGUAAUUUGUUUGUAAGGCGAAUUAAUGCUCUACCAUUAAAGCUGGAUUACUAUUGAGGAA